AGAGAGCUCGAGCUGUUUGAGGAAGAGAGAGUCCUGUGGCGGGAAGCGCGCGCACACGCUGUGAGUGAUGGCCGCGCGCGGAGGGAGAGCUCUGCUGCUGCUGCUGCAGCUCGCGCGCGGAGGAAAGGCGCGUUUGUGUCGCGAGCUCCGCCCGGUACCGGCACUGCUCUGCCGCGCGAGGUCUCUCUCCACUGCGACUCCGAGCGCGCGCCUGGCCGGUAAGACGCACGCUGAGCUGCGCGAGCUCUCAGCCCGGGAACCGGAGCGCUUCUGGGAGCGUGCUGCGCGCGAGAGGAUCCUAUGGAGCCGCGGCUUCGAGCGCGUGCAGGACUGCGAUCUGGAGCGCGGGAAGAUCGGCUGGUUCCUCGGGGGACAACUCAACGUUUCCGUAAACUGUCUGGAUGUACACGUGGUUAAAGAUCCGAAUCGAGUGGCUCUGAUCUGGGAGAAAGAUGAACCAGGGAUGGAGGAGCGAAUCACAUACAGAGAGCUGCUGGAGGCGACCUGCCGGUUAGCCAACACUCUAAAGAGCCAUGGCGUGAGGAAAGGAGACCGCGUUGCCAUCUACAUGCCUGUGAGUCCCAUAGCGGUGGCGGCCAUGUUGGCGUGUGCGAGGAUCGGAGCCAUUCACACUGUAGUGUUCGCUGGGUUCAGCUCUGACGCUCUGGCAGGCAGGAUUCAGGAUGCUGAGUGUAAGGUGGUGAUCACGUGUAAUCAGGGUGUGCGAGGUGGACGUACGAUCAAUCUGAAGGUGAUGGUGGACAUGGCAGUGAAGGCCUGUCCCUCAGUGAAGAGCGUCCUCGUGGCCCACAGAACCGACCAUGGCGUGCCGAUGGGGGAACUGGACACGCCCCUGGAGGAGGCGAUGGCGAAGGAAUCGUGUGUGUGUCCUCCGGAGCCCAUGGACAGUGAGGACAUGUUGUUUCUGCUCUACACGUCGGGCAGCACGGGGAAACCUAAAGGCAUCGUACACACUCAGGCCGGAUACCUGCUGUACACAGGCCUCACACUCCAGUAUGUGUUUGAUCACUGCCCCGGUGAUGUGUUCGGCUGUGUUGCUGAUAUUGGCUGGAUCACCGGUCACAGCUACGUGGUGUACGGACCGCUCGCUAACGGAGGAACUACCGUGCUGUUUGAGAGCACACCUGUAUAUCCAGAUCCAGGUCGGUACUGGGAGACAGUAGAACGGUUGAAGAUUAAUCAGUUUUAUGCUGCUCCUACGGCUCUCAGGCUGCUGCUGAAAUACGAGGAGAGCUGGGUGAAGAAGUACGACCGCUCAUCGCUCAGAACCCUCGGCUCAGUUGGAGAACCCAUCAAUCAUGAGGCGUGGGAUUGGUUCUACAACGUGGUGGGAGAAAAACGAUGCCCUCUAGUGGAUACGUGGUGGCAGACAGAGACGGGCGGAGUGUGUAUCGCACCGUGGCCUGCCGAACCCGGCGCUGAAAUACGACCUGCCAUGGCCAUGAGGCCUUUCUACGGCAUUCAACCUGCAUUAAUGGAUGAAAAGGGCCAGGUCAUGACAGGAAAUGAUGUCAGUGGUGCUCUGUGUAUCAGCCAACCCUGGCCCGGAAUGGCCAGAAGCAUUUUUGGAGAUCAUCAGAGAUUUGUGGAUGCGUACUUUAAACCCUAUCCUGGUUAUUAUUUUACGGGCGACGGAGCAUACCGGACAGCAGACGGAUAUUACCAGAUCACUGGACGGAUGGAUGAUGUCAUCAAUAUCAGUGGGCACCGUCUGGGCACAGCAGAGAUCGAGGACACCCUGGACGAGCACCCGGAUAUUCCCGAGAGUGCCGUCGUCGGAAUUUCUCAUGAAGUUAAAGGAGAAGUUCCGUUUGCAUUUGUGGUUAUGAAGGAGAACAUGUUGGAGAACCAGGAGUUCGUGGUGAAGGAACUGAGAGAGCUGGUGGCCACCAGGAUCGCCAAAUACGCCAUACCUGACCACUUCCUGGUGGUGAAACGUCUCCCGAAGACUCGCUCGGGAAAGAUCAUGAGAAGAAUUCUCCGGAACAUAGUCAUGGGGCAGGUGGACAGUCUCGGGGACGUCUCCACGCUGGACGACCCCUCUGUUGUGGCCGAGAUCAUCGAGGCUCAUCGGCAAUAUAGGAAUCGAGCAGCAAGGGCGUGACAUCGCAGCAUGCAAGGGGCAGGGCAGGGGAAUGACAGGAAGUACAUCUAAGAGACAGGAAGUAAGGGAGUGGGUACAGAUAAAGACAUGAUUGGUUGGGCUUAUGAUUGUAAUGACAUGUUAAUAACCUGUAUGAUACGAUUCUGUCAUUCUUCAUGGAGAUGGGUUGUGUCCAGCAUUAAGUCCUGACACACACACACAUACACACACACACACCGCCUCAGCCCUCUGUGUGACGAAUGACGGAAUCGUGUGUGAAAUAUAAAUACGCAUGUCACAGCGAUAUUUCAGAACCCACAUUACUGAUAGUUUAGACGAGUUCCACUACCUCAGAGUGGGGUUUAGGACGCUGCCCAGUUCAGGACACUGUUUAUUUUCGAUCAGUGUGAGAGCGUUGUGUCGUCCUCUGAGUAAGCUGAGGAAUAAAUCCUGUGAUAACGACAUAAACUGUGAUAAAAUAUUUACAGUAAUGACUCUGAUAUCAAAAUAUACAAAAAUAUCAGUGCACAUGAGGUCGUGACCACAGCCACGCCCACAACCACACCCACACCAACUCAAGUUGUAAGUGUGAGAUACCGAGGUGACUCGGGUGUGUCGUCAGGUCAAACACAACCAUGAGAACUCUGUUUAAAACUCAUCAUAACUGUGAUUCAAAUUCUACAUGUCAUAUAACCUUCAUAAAUACCGAAUAUCAAUAUUCGUCAAAAAUAUGAUUUUAAACAUUUAUAAAACAUGAUGGAGUGCUUCAAGUAAACUGACUGAUAUAUAUUUUUAUUUAAAAUGUAUUCCUCGUUACAAAGUGUUCAUUAAUUUAUGAACACACUUUAUAAAGCCUCAUAAAGUCCAGGAUUGUAACAGAGAAGGAGAAAUCCAAAGCAUCUUUCGUAUUUUUAAACAAUUAUGAACAAAACAUGAUCUGUUUUAUUAUUACAUGAACACGAACGUCAGCGAAAGAGGAAUAAAAUAAGGAAUUAAAUAAGGAGAAGGAAUCCGUUGAGAUAAAAAUCGCUCCCACACGGUUACAGCGUCGAUCAGCAGCACUGCAGGACUUUACUCUUCAUUACAGGUUUGUGAGACGUUAUUAGAGUUCAUUAGAACUUUCUGAAUUAUUAAUGACUACAUAGAAAUAAAUGAUGACAGUUACAAUGUGAAUGACUUUAAAUAAGCAUUAAUAAGAUAAACAGCAUUAAUAAAAUAAAACUGAUUAAUAACUCACCGAUAUCAUGUUAUUAUUGUGAUAUAUUAAUCACUCACUGAUCAUAUUUCAGCCCCAAUCACUGUGAAGAUGGAAAUGUGUCUGACAGGAAGUGUUUCUGAUCAAUCAGUUAUUCAAAAAUGAUUUGUUUAUUUUCUCAGAAGUGAAUUCUCAAUGAGGGUUUCACCUCUGACCCCAGAACCCUGAGGUCAAAGGUCAAUAAGAGGAGCAGAGAGAGUGGCUCAUGGAACUGAGUCGUGAAAUUAAAGACUCGCUUCACCUCCUCUCUCUCUCUCUCUCUCUCUCUCUCUCUCUCUCUGUAUCAAAUGUAUAUUUUAAAGGCUGUGAUCUGUGAUGAUGUGAUGUGUGUGAGAAAUGGGAGACGGGCUUAGAAUAUGAACUUUAACCCUUUUUUUACAGUCUGGAACUGUGCUUAGAAUUUUCAAAUAAAAUUAAUCUGAUUAA
Messenger RNA from Neoarius graeffei (lesser salmon catfish), 3785 nucleotides. It is a transcript of the gene acss1, whose product is annotated as acyl-CoA synthetase short chain family member 1. Gene Ontology annotation, cellular component: mitochondrion. The record is from RefSeq and is a predicted model, not a curated record. NCBI's taxonomy places the organism in Eukaryota, Metazoa, Chordata, Actinopteri, Siluriformes, Ariidae. Gene Ontology annotation, molecular function: AMP binding; acetyl-CoA synthetase activity. The transcript has 14 exons. The coding region runs from base 68 to 2125 and encodes 685 amino acids.